AUGGGUUGCUGCGUCAGCUCCGGCAAAGCCGAUCGGAACAAGGAGAACGUUACCGACAAGAACACGACGAAUGUCGAAGAAGAAACGGUCGUCAAAGAAGUCUUGUCGGAGACAACAUUUCUCACUACUUCCUCAAAUGUUCACGAUUUGACGACGUUCGAGGAUCCGGUGAAGACGAAGAUCCGGGAAACAGAGGGUAAAAAACUCAAGAUUGCUCCGGACUCGGGUAUGACCCGACCCGAUUUGAUUGACCCGGAAGAAGGAUCGGAGGUUUCGGAGAUUUGUAGCUUGAGCUUGAGCGAGAGUGUGUCUUCGACGGCUGUGAUGAUGAAUGAGGAGGAGCCGAAACAGAGGAAAUCUCAGAGAUCUCCGGCUAAAACUCGGACUCGGGUCACGGGUAAUAAUUACCCGACCCGGAAAACAACCGAUCAAUCUCCUCGUAGGAGAAACAACGGUAGUACGUGUAAUGGAGGAGCGAGAUUCGUGUCGGGUACGAGAGACCCGGGUGAGAGAUCCGGAAGACGGUCGAGAUCGCCGGCGAUGAACAGAUCGGUGAUGGAUCCGAAUCAGAGUAUUCGGGUGGAUGGAGUAAGGACGAGGAAGAACAAUCCGUCUCCGGGUCGGGUUAGGAUAGAUCCGAACAAAAACAGGUCGGAUCAGCAACAAUGUCAGAAUUACGGUUAUACCACUGAGGAGUUGCUAGAGAACCCUCUUGUUUCGCUAGAGUGUUUCAUAUUUCUCUGA
Microthlaspi erraticum is the source of this 744-nucleotide messenger RNA. The record is from the annotation of a GenBank genome assembly. Lineage: Eukaryota; Viridiplantae; Streptophyta; Magnoliopsida; Brassicales; Brassicaceae.